Messenger RNA from Saimiri boliviensis boliviensis (Bolivian squirrel monkey), 7881 nucleotides. It is a transcript of the gene DIP2C, whose product is annotated as disco interacting protein 2 homolog C. Lineage: Eukaryota; Metazoa; Chordata; Mammalia; Primates; Cebidae. The record is from RefSeq and is a predicted model, not a curated record.
CAUCACACAAAAAGGAUAUGAAAAGAAGAGGUCAAAGUUAAUUGGAGCCUACCUGCCGCAGCCUCCGACAGCAAAUGGAGCUGCCGUGGUUCGGUGUAGACUGCAGCACAGUGAAGGAGCGCCGAGAAGAACGUUCCGCUCUGCUCACAUCGGGGUGUGUGACGUCCGAGAAGCCGCGGCCCGGGAGCGGGCGGCCAGCACCGCGGGGAACCGGCCUCUGUUUUACUUUCGUUUCGGGGUGGACCAAGCUUUGCCGCAGGAACGCCGGCCUCCCGUCACUCCUUCCUCUGCUUCCCGCUACCACCGCCGGCGGUCUUCAGGGUCACGGGAUGAGCGCUAUCGGUCAGAUGUCCACACAGAAGCUGUCCAGGCGGCUCUGGCCAAACACAAAGAGCGGAAGAUGGCGGUGCCUAUGCCUUCGAAACGCAGGUCCCUGGUCGUGCAGACCUCCAUGGAUGCCUAUACCCCUCCAGAUACCUCUUCUGGCUCAGAAGAUGAAGGCUCAGUGCAGGGGGACUCCCAGGGCACCCCCACCUCCAGCCAAGGCAGCAUCAACAUGGAGCACUGGAUCAGCCAGGCCAUCCACGGCUCCACCACAUCCACCACCUCCUCGUCCUCCACGCAGAGCGGGGGCAGCGGGGCCGCCCACAGGCUGGCAGACGUCAUGGCCCAGACCCACAUAGAAAAUCAUUCUGCACCUCCUGACGUAACCACGUACACCUCAGAGCACUCAAUACAGGUGGAGAGACCGCAGGGCUCCACGGGGUCCCGGACAGCACCCAAGUACGGCAACGCUGAGCUCAUGGAGACCGGGGAUGGAGUACCAGUAAGUAGCCGGGUGUCGGCAAAAAUCCAGCAGCUUGUCAAUACCCUCAAACGACCGAAACGACCACCUUUACGAGAAUUCUUUGUCGAUGACUUUGAAGAAUUAUUGGAAGUUCAACAACCAGAUCCAAACCAACCAAAGCCGGAGGGGGCCCAGAUGCUGGCCAUGCGUGGAGAGCAGCUGGGUGUGGUCACGAACUGGCCGCCAUCGCUGGAGGCCGCACUGCAGAGGUGGGGCACCAUCUCACCCAAGGCCCCCUGCCUGACCACCAUGGACACCAACGGGAAGCCCCUCUACAUCCUAACUUACGGCAAGCUGUGGACGAGAAGUAUGAAGGUCGCUUACAGCAUUCUGCACAAACUAGGCACAAAGCAGGAACCCAUGGUGCGGCCUGGAGACAGGGUAGCACUGGUGUUCCCCAACAACGACCCAGCCGCCUUCAUGGUGGCUUUCUACGGCUGCCUGCUGGCGGAAGUGGUCCCUGUGCCCAUCGAGGUGCCGCUCACGAGGAAGGAUGCAGGGAGCCAGCAGAUAGGUUUCUUGCUUGGAAGCUGCGGAGUUACUGUAGCCUUGACUAGUGAUGCUUGCCAUAAAGGACUUCCAAAAAGCCCAACAGGAGAGAUCCCACAGUUUAAAGGUUGGCCAAAGCUGCUGUGGUUUGUCACAGAGUCGAAGCAUCUCUCCAAGCCACCCCGAGACUGGUUCCCUCACAUUAAAGAUGCUAAUAACGACACUGCAUAUAUUGAGUACAAGACAUGUAAGGACGGCAGCGUUCUGGGCGUGACGGUGACGAGGACUGCACUGCUGACCCACUGCCAGGCCCUGACGCAGGCGUGUGGCUACACGGAAGCUGAAACCAUUGUGAAUGUGCUGGACUUCAAGAAGGACGUCGGGCUCUGGCAUGGCAUCCUAACAAGUGUCAUGAACAUGAUGCAUGUGAUCAGCAUCCCAUACUCACUGAUGAAGGUGAAUCCUCUCUCCUGGAUCCAGAAGGUCUGCCAGUACAAAGCCAAAGUGGCGUGUGUGAAAUCGAGGGAUAUGCAUUGGGCAUUAGUAGCACACAGAGAUCAGAGAGACAUCAACCUCUCCUCUCUGCGAAUGCUGAUUGUAGCGGACGGAGCGAACCCCUGGUCUAUUUCUUCUUGCGAUGCAUUUCUCAAUGUCUUCCAAAGUAAAGGCCUUCGACAGGAGGUCAUCUGUCCCUGUGCCAGCUCGCCAGAGGCCCUCACUGUGGCCAUCCGGAGGCCCACAGAUGACAGUAACCAGCCACCAGGCCGGGGCGUCCUCUCCAUGCAUGGGCUGACCUACGGGGUCAUUCGUGUGGACUCGGAAGAGAAGCUCUCGGUGCUCACCGUGCAGGAUGUCGGCCUCGUGAUGCCUGGAGCCAUAAUGUGUUCAGUGAAGCCAGACGGGAUUCCUCAGCUGUGUAGAACAGAUGAGAUCGGGGAGCUGUGUGUGUGUGCAGUUGCGACAGGGACGUCCUACUAUGGCCUCUCUGGCAUGACCAAGAAUACCUUUGAGGUAUUUCCCAUGACGAGCUCUGGGGCUCCGAUCAGCGAAUACCCGUUCAUAAGGACAGGCCUGCUGGGGUUUGUGGGUCCUGGGGGUCUUGUCUUCGUGGUGGGCAAGAUGGAUGGCCUCAUGGUGGUCAGCGGGCGCAGGCACAACGCCGAUGACAUUGUGGCCACCGCGCUGGCCGUGGAGCCCAUGAAGUUUGUCUACAGAGGAAGGAUAGCCGUGUUCUCCGUGACUGUGCUGCAUGACGAGAGGAUCGUGAUAGUGGCUGAGCAGAGGCCCGACUCCACAGAGGAGGACAGCUUCCAGUGGAUGAGCCGCGUGCUGCAGGCAAUUGACAGUAUACAUCAGGUUGGAGUUUAUUGCCUGGCCUUGGUACCAGCAAACACCCUCCCCAAAACCCCGCUUGGUGGCAUCCAUUUGUCAGAAACAAAACAGCUUUUUCUGGAGGGCUCUCUGCACCCCUGCAACGUCCUAAUGUGUCCCCACACCUGCGUCACAAACCUGCCUAAGCCUCGACAGAAGCAGCCAGAAAUCGGCCCCGCCUCUGUGAUGGUGGGGAACCUGGUCUCUGGGAAGAGAAUUGCCCAGGCUAGUGGCCGAGACCUGGGUCAGAUAGAAGACAACGACCAGGCCCGGAAGUUCCUGUUCCUCUCGGAGGUGUUGCAGUGGAGAGCACAGACCACCCCGGACCACGUCCUCUACACACUGCUCAACUGUCGGGGUGCGAUCGCGAACUCGCUGACCUGCGUGCAGCUGCACAAGCGUGCCGAGAAGAUUGCCGUGAUGCUGAUGGAGCGGGGUCACCUGCAGGCCGGUGACCAUGUGGCCUUGGUCUACCCCCCAGGAAUAGACCUGAUCGCAGCAUUUUAUGGCUGCCUGUACGCAGGCUGUGUGCCAAUAACCGUUCGCCCCCCGCACCCACAGAACAUCGCGACGACGCUGCCUACUGUUAAGAUGAUUGUGGAGGUGAGUCGCUCUGCCUGUCUGAUGACAACACAGCUCAUCUGUAAGCUGCUACGGUCCAGGGAGGCGGCAGCAGCUGUGGACGUCAGGACGUGGCCCCUCAUCCUGGACACAGAUGAUUUGCCAAAGAAGCGGCCUGCCCAGAUCUGCAAACCUUGCAACCCAGACACCCUUGCGUAUCUCGACUUCAGCGUGUCCACAACUGGGAUGCUAGCUGGCGUAAAGAUGUCUCAUGCAGCCACCAGUGCCUUCUGCCGUUCCAUUAAGCUGCAGUGUGAACUUUACCCUUCUAGAGAAGUGGCCAUCUGCCUGGACCCCUACUGUGGACUGGGAUUUGUCCUCUGGUGCCUCUGCAGUGUGUAUUCUGGGCACCAGUCCAUCCUGAUCCCACCCUCUGAGCUGGAAACCAACCCUGCCUUGUGGCUUCUUGCCGUGAGUCAGUACAAAGUCCGAGACACAUUUUGCUCCUACUCCGUGAUGGAGCUGUGCACCAAGGGGCUGGGCUCACAAACAGAGUCCCUCAAGGCUCGAGGGCUGGACUUGUCCCGAGUAAGGACCUGUGUGGUUGUGGCAGAAGAGCGGCCUCGGAUCGCACUCACACAGUCGUUCUCAAAGCUGUUUAAGGACCUGGGCCUUCACCCGCGAGCCGUCAGCACCUCGUUUGGCUGCAGGGUGAACCUGGCGAUUUGCUUGCAGCCUCACAGGCUGUGGACCCUGGCCGAGCAGGGGACCUCAGGACCUGACCCAACCACUGUCUACGUGGACAUGAGGGCCCUGAGGCAUGACAGAGUCCGUUUAGUGGAAAGAGGAUCCCCUCAUAGCCUGCCCCUGAUGGAAUCAGGAAAGAUACUUCCAGGGGUUCGGAUUAUAAUUGCCAACCCAGAAACGAAAGGACCACUGGGGGACUCACACCUCGGAGAGAUUUGGGUUCACAGUGCCCACAAUGCCAGUGGUUAUUUCACUAUUUACGGAGACGAAUCCCUCCAGUCAGAUCACUUCAAUUCAAGACUAAGUUUUGGAGACACCCAGACCAUCUGGGCACGCACAGGUUACCUGGGGUUCCUGCGGAGAACUGAGCUCACAGAUGCAAAUGGAGAGCGCCACGAUGCCCUCUACGUGGUUGGGGCCCUGGACGAAGCCAUGGAGCUGCGGGGCAUGCGGUACCACCCAAUCGACAUCGAGACCUCGGUCAUCAGAGCCCAUAAAAGCGUCACGGAAUGUGCUGUGUUUACCUGGACAAAUUUGUUGGUGGUUGUGGUUGAGCUUGAUGGGUCGGAACAAGAAGCUUUGGACCUGGUUCCCUUGGUGACCAAUGUGGUCCUGGAGGAGCACUACCUGAUUGUCGGAGUGGUGGUUGUAGUGGACAUCGGCGUCAUCCCCAUCAACUCCCGUGGGGAGAAGCAGCGCAUGCACCUGCGAGAUGGGUUUUUGGCUGACCAGCUAGACCCCAUCUAUGUGGCCUACAACAUGUAGUCUCACCUCUUGGCUUCCAUGGACUUUUCUAGAGAUGUAAACAUUGUUCUCCGUGUCCACUGAAGCUUGCAGACACAGGGCAAUACUCACCAGAACGCAGCCAUUCUGUGGUGAGAGUGAAGGAGGAAGAGAAGGAGGAAGAGGACUUCUCACAGCAGCCACGAUUGGCAUGGGGGUGAAAUGUGAAUUUACCACUGAAUUUCGCUCAGAAGGACUUUGGAUUACUGCCUUCAGUUCAUUGGAAAAGCCCAUUUCAAAAACUUUCUUUUCUUUUCUUUCUUUUUUAAUUAUUGGAUAAUAAGUGCUUUCUUCGUAAAUGUGGUAUUUUGUUAAGCCGAAAUAGCAAUUAAAAAGUAUCCUGCCCUCUAUUGGGUUCUUUUAAACAGUUUAUGUAGUGUGACAAAGAAUUGUUUUCUCUGUUUUAAUGUGUCAUGAAAUCUUGAUGACAUGGAUCUGUUACUAAUUUAAGCCAUUGCUAGAUCUCAUGCUUUUAGGAAAGUUUGAGGUACGAGACAACCUUCCAAAUAGCACCUUCCAAUUAGAUUUUAGCAGCUUUCUUUGUCAGAAAUGUGCUGAAGAAACAAAGGCUGAUAUAUGGCCUUUGAAGUUAGUAUAGAAUGAGAAGAAAUUAUAAAUAAGGUGUAUUUCGGCAAUUAUCUUGCAAAUAUCUUUGUACUAAACUAAAAAGAUAAAAUAAGUUAACUUCCUCAAUAUGUAAUUAUGUACAAAACGUUUAAUUUAUUUUGAUCUCUUUAGAACUAUAAAAGAGAAAAACAUUCAAGAAUAUUAAAGUCUUGUAAUGUUUGCUAAUAUAAAAAAGUGUUGUAUUAUCUUGCGUGGAUAGUAUCACAACAAAUAUAUAUAUAUGAAAUAUAAAUUCACUAAUGAACAAAGGAGAUUUUAAAGUUGAAGAUGCAGAACUCGUCACUUGCAUGGUGUGCCCCCCGUACUCACACACACUCUGCUGUUGCAGCAGUCACAGAGCGCAGGAGUGCUGUCUCGGUUUCUUCUAGAACCAGAGACCAGCAAGUGAAAUUAUUGCCAUCUCAAGGAUGGUGAAAGAAUUUAAAGCUCAGUGUGCACUAUUUUUUUCUUUGCUGUGGGACAACAGUGAAUGUGUUUAUGCCAGCGUGUGCUGAUGAUACUGAGGGGUUUAGGUUGGCAAAUAGUUUUCUUAGCUGCAAGAAUUCAUUGCACAAUGUUUUUCAUCAUUUUUGUUAGUGUCAUCUUUUUUUGGUCCUUGCUAUGAAAAGGAAUGCGAUUCUGUGGUCAUUUGCACUGGGUUGCAUUGAUUCCCCCUUUGAUGGCCAAUGUGGAGUGGACAGAGUGUCCAGAACUCACAUCGGUGACCGUCCCCUCAUCUUAAGACCUAGCCAGCUCUGUGUGAGCCUCCUGAGCACAGUUCCCGGGGGUUCAUGCCAGAGCUCCGGCUAAAGCAGAAGUCCUCCAGCUGCGUCGUUUGCCGCCUGUGGACGACUGUGCCCUGGUUUCUGCCCUGGCAGCUCCUGGCCACAGCUUCUCAGAGCUCACCUGUGCACUUCUAAAUUGAAUUGGCCCACGGUGUCCAAGAAGGCGCAUCUGCACUCCGAGAAAGAUGUGUUCUGUGACUGCCCCAGUGUGACCUGCAGUGGCUCUCGGUGCUAGAUAUGCAUGACUAAGAUUGAUGCUGGGCAAAAUUUAGAUUAUUUUUCAUUAUGUUGUAGGCAGUUUCUUUGUCUGCCUUUGCUGUAUGCAGUCAGCAGUAAGCCUUUUGCUAAAAGAGUUUUGUUUGACUUCUGAGAUCCAAGGCUGAUUGUUGUAAAAAAAAAAAAAAAAAAAAAAAAAAAGUGGCUCAUAUAAAAAAAUUUGUCUGCGUAUGUGGUGCACCCUUCCAUCUCCACAAACCAUUUGAUUCCUGAAAUAUUGUUUGACCUCAUUGCUGUGUGUGAAUAAUUUUCUCCAUAUGCUUCAGAUACACAUUCCUAGCCUCUGCUUCCUAAGGGGGGAACCACCACACACAGGAAAAAAAAGACAUUUUCUUAACACCCACCCACGCACCCACCCACCUUGUUUAAAGGGAAGUAGGUGUAGGGCUUCAGGUCAGACACUGACUAUGAAACAUUAAUUGCAGUGUGCAGGAAAACGUUGAGGUCCAGCUGAAGUCAGGAAGCAAAACAAAUUUAGAUAUCACUUUAAACAUAAUUUUAACUGUCACCAAAUCAACUCUACAUUCGAGGAGUGUGAACGCUGCAGUGCAGUUGUGAGGGCAGUUAGCAGCAGUCUCUUCUGCAUCCUGUCAACUCUGAUGUUAGAGUUUUGGCUCAAAAGAGUUGGUGGACUGAGAUUGAAAUUUCGUUGUGCAAGAAAAAGGAAAGGAGACAGUACCACCAGUUUCAGCAAUAAAGAAGGGUCAUUCUGUUUUAGAAAUUGUACUGUAGAUAAAUCAUUCAUGAGAAUGUAAAAAAUGUUUGUCUUGUGACCUUGUGCUUUUGAAGUCAGACAAAACUGUGUAAUCAACUUGCACAAAAAGAGGGUACACCGUGAACAUAUAAACACAGACCUAAUCAAACAGGAGCAGAUUCCUCAUGGUGCUUGUUUAUUAUAUAUAUUUAAUCCUGCUUGACACUUUACCCAAGGGAGAUGGUCCCUUUUAUCAGUUGAAUGUUAGCAGCGUUAUUUCAGAGUGUGGUGACUGGUUAGAGAAAUUCAUGUACUCAACCAAUCACGGUUUCAAACAAAAUUUUUAUGUGCAAAGGACAGCAAUCUUCUUGUAUGUUAAACCACCAGUACGCUUUGUACAUCUGUGAUAACGCCUGUUUUAUAUUCAAAUGAACAAAUAAAAGCUUUUAUUUUUGUUGCUCUGAAAAUAGCAGUUUCUUAAUUGGUCCCCUGGAAAGAUGUCUGGGACAGCUUUAAUCCCAAGAAGGAAGUCACUCCUACAGGGAAAUGUAUCUGACUCUGUUUACAUAAUUUGUUGCAUUACUUAGUACAGAUAAUCAUACUUUGAACAAUGUUUAAAUUUUGAUGUGGGCAUUUAUUGCUAAAAAUAAUUCCUAUGGCAACAAAUGUUUUGUGAAAUGUUUUUUUUAAUUCUUUUAAAUAUAUCUAAAUAUAUUUGUUCA